This is a messenger RNA of Homarus americanus (American lobster), 687 nucleotides long. RefSeq names its product proline-rich protein 2-like. Gene Ontology annotation, molecular function: DNA binding. The transcript has a single exon. The record is from RefSeq and is a predicted model, not a curated record. The coding region runs from base 1 to 687 and encodes 228 amino acids. Lineage: Eukaryota; Metazoa; Arthropoda; Malacostraca; Decapoda; Nephropidae.
AUGUUGCGUACAGCAGUGAGGCCGCCUCCAGGGGCCGUCCUCCACAACACCUGCCUCCAGGGGCCGUCCUCCAGGGGCCGUCCUCCAGGGGCCGUCCUCCAGGGGCCGUCCUCCACAACACCUGCCUCCAGGGGCCGUCCUCCAGGGGCCGUCCUCCAGGGGCCGUCCUCCACAACACCUGCCUCCAGGGGCCGUCCUCCAGGGGCCGUCCUCCAGGGGCCGUCCCAGGGGCCGUCCUCCAGGGCCGUCCUCCACAACACCUGCCUCCAGGUGCCGUCCUCCAGGGGCCGUCCUCCACAACACCUGCCUCCAGGUGCUGUCCUCCAGGGGCCGUCCUCCAGGGCCAUCCUCCACAACACCUGCCUCCAGGGGCCGUCCUCCAGGGCGUCCCAACACCUGCCUCCAGGUGCCGUCCUCCAGGGGCCGUCCUCCACAACACCUGCCCAGGGGCCGUCCUCCAGGGGCCGUCCUCCACAACACCGUGCCUCCAGGGGCCGUCCUCCAGGGGCCGUCCUCCACAACACCUGCCUCCAGGGCCGUCCUCCAGGGGCUGUCCUCCACAACACCCGCCUCCAGGGGCCGUCCUCCAGGGGCCGUCCCUCCAGGGCCGUCCUCUCCACAACAUCUGCCUCCAGGGGCCGUCCUCCAGGGGCCGUCUCACAACACCUGGCUAACAUCUGUCUAUGA